Messenger RNA from Rhagoletis pomonella (apple maggot), 3249 nucleotides. RefSeq lists its product as uncharacterized. NCBI's taxonomy places the organism in Eukaryota, Metazoa, Arthropoda, Insecta, Diptera, Tephritidae. The record is from RefSeq and is a predicted model, not a curated record. The transcript is spliced from 3 exons. Gene Ontology annotation, molecular function: protein binding. Bases 35 to 2782 code for a protein of 915 amino acids.
CCACUUUCUACUACUCAUCCUCCUUUGCUGUACGAUGCCCCCGCAAGCGCAGGCCGAUUGGCUGAUGGACUGUGGCGACUGUAUGUGCAAGUGGCAAUCGGGCAAGAAGACUGCCGACUGCAAGAAUCUCUCGCUCAAUGCGGUGCCGGAAAAUCUAAGCAACGAGGUACAAGUGAUUGAUCUCUCCUUCAAUCGUGUUGCGAUAUUGGAGCAAAAUGCCUUCCUCAAUGCCGAUCUGCACAAUCUACACAAGCUAUUUAUGCGUAAUGCGUCAUUGCAACAGAUCGACCCGCGCACGUUCACACAACUGGAGAUACUCAUUGAAUUGGAUUUGUCGAAUAAUUUGUUACGCAACCUGCAAGCGAAUGUUUUUGCGCGACUGGUGAAGGUGCGCUCGAUCGUGCUGAAUGGCAAUUGGUUGGAGGUGCUUGCCGAUGGCGUCUUCCAGAAUCUUAAGUACCUGCACAAGGUCGAGCUAAAGCACAAUCGUUUAGCGCGUAUUGGCCAAGAGGCGUUCGGCAACGUGCCGCUACUGUCACAGAUCUACUUGGAUGGCAAUAGACUGAGCUUCCUGCGAAAAGAGUCCUUUGAGUCGCUUAAGCGACUGACUGCGCUCUCACUCGAUUCGAAUCCGUGGAACUGCACUUGCGAGUUGCAGAUCUUUCGUGACUUUGUGUUGAAGCGUAACCUCUAUACGCCGCCCACGGCUUGCUAUUAUCCGGUACAUCUACGCGGCAUGCUCUGGGUAGAGGAUCAACCGGAAGCGUUCGCAUGCAAGCCGCGCAUUAUGUUCCCAGCGCGCGGUACUUCCAUAAACACAUCGAAGGAGAAUGUGACGCUGGUGUGCCGUGUGCAUGCGUCACCAAACACGCUGAUAUCGUGGGACUUCAACAGGCAACAGUAUCGCGCUUCGACCAGCAACAGCGGCAGCGGCACAAGCACACUCACCACCAGUAGCGCCAGCGGAGUCAGCUGUUGUGGCAGCGGUCAAGCACAGCGCGUUCACAUACAACUGCUGCGCGAUGAGCAAUCGAAAGAGAAGGAAUUCGGCCGUGAUGUAUUCAUCUCGCGUCUCACCAUUGUGGCUGCGGAGAAGAGCGAUGAAGGUGUUUACACGUGCACGGCGGAGAAUGCGGGCGGCAAGGAUGCCGUACAAAUGAGUCUGUUGGUACAACGGCCAGGCCAACGCGACAUGCUGCUGCAGGGCAAUUUAAUCAUUGUGAUUUCUCUAAUGGCACUGGGCUUGCUCAGCGUCUCUGUGUUCCUUGCGCUCAUCACCUGCUGCAUUUACAAACGUUUCAAGGCAAUGAGUCCCGCACAUCACCGUCAUCAUCAUUUCGAUGUGGCAGAUCAGCUGACGCCGGGUAUGGAUGGUCAUCAUACGAUGACGACGACGACUACAGUGGCCGGCGGCACAGAUGUGGUGCUGGGCAUGGACGAUGCAGUGGGAAGUUACAAGCAUCAUUUGCAAAAGAAAAAUGCGAAUGGCGAUGUAAUGGAGGGUAAAGGCGGUGCCGGUGGCGGCGGUAGUGGGAAAUACACAGAGGUGAUAAAACAUGGCGUGACUGUGAUGGAUAAUGGUGGACUAUUGGGGAGAGGUGGCGGUGGCCGUGGCGGUGGUGGUAGUGAAGUUGAUCUUAGCGGUAUGCACAGAGGAGGCUCACAUGCGGACAAGAUGUACUUGGAGCGAAGCAAUGAAGAUACGCUUCACAUUAAGUACCCGCAUGGACCGUCCGCAGUUGAAAUAAAUCGUCUACUCAAUUCAACAUCCACAACAACGUUGGAUAUUUCUACUGGUGGCAAAGGUGCGCUCGGCAAUAGUAAAUGGCGUACGGAUGGGCAAAACAGCGAGGGUCACCUGAGUGGCGUGGGCGUGGGCGGCGGCGGCGGUGGCGGUGGCGGACGUGCUGGUGAAUAUCAGCCUGACUUGCUGCCCGCGUACAGCACCCAUAAAGCAGCCAACAAUAGUGGCAGUAACAAUAACAUUAAUGGUCAUGCCAACAGUGUGGCCGGCAAUCAGCAAGGACAGCUUUAUAGUCCGAUAAAAACCACGAGGACAAUAAAUCUGCACGAUGACCAGCAAAUGUCACAACAACAACAGCAACAUCAGCAGCAACACCAACAAAUAACAAAUCAACAACCCAUUGUGGCCAAGUCUAAAUAUAAUAUCCAUGCGCAAGAGUAUUUGCAAUCCAGGUAUGGCGCCGCAAGUAAACCCAGCGAAAAGACUUUGCGUCGCGGUGAAGUGAUUGCGGUGGCGACGACUAGCAUCGCACUCAACAGCACCGGGUCGUUGCCAACAACAACUGUCAGUGCAGGUGGCGUGACGCCGCAGGCGGAAAGUGGCUUCUCGACGCUGCAACGGCAUAGCAAAUCAGUCGCGUUGCCACCGCGCACACCACCCACCGAUACGUAUUCCGCAGCCGCAGCAGCAGCAGCAGCAGCAGUAGCAGCUACUGGCCAGAGCCAUUCUAACAGUUAUGGCUAUGAAUAUCGCCAACCACCACCGCCUCCCUACAACUCAGCGCAUCGCACGGCCAGUGGCUUGCAGUUGUUACAGCGUCGCACCAGCAUAAACAACGAGCAGAAUAGUGAGCAGACGAGCGCGACUAAGGAUCUUGGCUAUCGAGAAGCGCUGAUGGGCAGCAACUAUGGCGGUGUUGGAGGUGUUGGUAUGGGCGAUGGCGCGCGUCAAACCAUUGUAACAGCUUCCUCAUCGCUGCAAUUCCUGACGACUACUGGCUAUGGUGGCAGUGUGGCGCCACAACGUCAGCUGCUUUGAUUAUCGACACAGGCGGGCGUGCUGAGAUAGAACAUUGGGCGGCUGCUAUAAGCAGCAUUCUGAGAUGUAGUGAUUUUACGGGCGGUCGGGAAUUCGGAAAAUUUAGGGUCUUCAAGUAUGCAGUAAUGACAUUUUGCCAUUUGGAUUUCUUCAAGAAUAUUGUGGCGAAAACGCAAUUGUGUUGUAAACAUAUUCGAGAGAUCAAAAAACCUUUAAAAUGUUUGGAAUUUUUUAACUUAUAACUAACAUAAAUUUUUUAAGGCUAAAUAAGAAUUUUGCUUUAAGUAAACAUUUAUAAAGUUUUUUUAGUGAAACAAUUUAGAUAUCUGACUUUAGAAUUUUUCGCUUUAAAUUUAAAAAGCUUUAAAUUUGUUGUCUUAUAUUAAUAUUUUUGUGACUAUUUCUUAAAGAGCAAACUAAUUUUUUUUGCAUAGUUCGUAUGAACUUGGCAUUUUGGUGUUUAGACC